UUAACAAUCACCAAAUUUUAAGCAAAGUCAAAAGGUUUAGGUUUUUAGAAUCAAAAUAAAUUAGUUACAUAAGAUAUGGAAAAGCAGUUAUACAACACGAAACAAAAGAGUUUUAUACAAAAAGGCUUGACAUUGUGGAGUAAAGAUAAAAGCCCCAAUAGCGAGCAGUGCAAUCAAGAGGAGCAGUCGCUACAGACCGAGGUCCUCGACGACUUGGCCGUGGUUCCUUCCAAUCUUCAAGCGAAUAGCCAAGUUCAAGUGCAGUGUAAAGCUUUGACCAAUAAGAAACGAGGACACAUUCUGCAGAAUUUAGCUGUAGAGUAUCGCAAAUUGGUGCAAGAUAUCGAGUGGCAUCUGCCCAAGAACGAACCAAGUUCGGGAGUGCGUUUGGCCGCUGCUGUGAGCACAACAUUAUCCAGAUAUAGUCAACUGGGUGGACAGCAGGAGGACUUGCAGCUGCUGCAACAAGAGGCAAGCAAUCUGUCCAUUGGUUUUGUCGAUCUUUUUCGACAGCGCAUGUACUACGAUCGUUUGGGAAUACCGUUAACUGCUCUCGAACUAGUCUACAUGGGGGAUACGGAGCGUGAAUGGCGACGAUCGCGAGCCAAGAGGAAUGAGUACUCGAUGAUGAGGGAUCGAUGCCUGAAGUGCCAAGACAACUGCACACAAACUGAUCCCGAUGAUGAUGGUAGCGAUGGGCGACUGCUUGGCGGUUAUCGACCAUCGAUAGUCUGCUCAUGCGACUAUGUUGAGCCGGAACCAGCGGCACCACCGGCACCACCUGAGCCACAAUCGGAGCAGAGCUGCAACUGCGAUGAGUGUGUGCAACGCAAAAGGGAACAAGGCUCUUUUUAUCGGUCAUACAAUUCGAAGCGUGCUGACUCACGAUCUUCUGAUCGGAACUACGAUACUAAGAAUGAGAAAUACGACUUGCGUUCUAGCAAGUUCACUGAACAGAAGGCUGAAUCUCGAUCUCGAUCUCAGCCCCGAUCUUAUGCUCGGUAUCAAACUCUUGAACAGUCGGACACAUUCGAUAUAAAUUGCUCUCACUGUCGAGCUGCGGAAAGAAACAAGCGUAUGUUACAGCGGGAAUCAGUUACACCACCACCACCACCACCACCACCGCCACCAUUAAUGCCUCCACCAUCACGAAAAUAUCCACCUCCACCACCACCUCCACCUCCACCACCUCCACCACAUGUUGGCUUAGUCUGCGAUCGUCAGGAUCGCAAGGACUCAAAGUGCUUGAAUUGCCGGGAAUCCUUGAUCAAUCUACAGAAACAAAAGUCGUAUGGUUAUCGCCAUCGUUAUGUGUCCGGUUCAAGCGAUGUCGUCUCAGAUGAUAUACAUGAUUUAGCUGUACGUCGAGCUCCGAAGCUUUUCAAUAUACCCGACCAGGUGGCUGCACAGGCGAAAAUAAGUGACUUCAGGGCCGAAAUUGGACCCGAAAUGCAGCUAUUGAUGACACCUCGAACAUCUGAAGUGUCAGUGGAUCGCAAUGUUUCCUAUCUGAUGGAGACCAAGUCGAUUGAGAAUACCGACGAUUUUGUAAGCGCAUCACAAGCCGAAUAUAUCACAGCAACUGAGCAGACUGUUUCCGUUGGAUCCUUAUCGAGUGAUAAGACGGUAGAUUCGAUAGACCUACUUAACGAGGUAUGGUACAAUCCUUCCGCCUUUGAGAAGCCCACCAAGCAAGCCGCAGGACAAGCAGAUAUGCCCGAAUAUAACCCAAUUAAUAUCUUGCAUUCAGGCUAUAAGGGCACACCGAUCCUGGAUGAUGAUGCCGCCCAGUUAGCCCUCAAUCGAACUGAUUGCUUGGCUAGAAGAUUUGAGAAGUUGACCAACGAGGAGAAGGCCCAUGAGAUUUUAAUGCGUUUGCGGCAGGUACGCAUGUUCCAAAAACAGGACAGUCUAAGAUACCAGCAUAAAUUGAUCUCUCUUAUGGGACUGGAAGAAAGAAAGGACAGUGCGACGAAAAUAAACAGUUUACUCUUCUCCUGUCCAAUGGGUAUGAAGGACUGUCCACGUCUGAUUAGCGAGGCUCUUCUCUCCCACUUCCUGAAUGUGCAUUUGAAUACACCUGGAAUGGAGCUCUCUGAGGUUUCCGAAUGCGACAAGAUGCUGAUCAAAUUCAAGCCAUCAACCUUUGAAAGAUCUCGCAAUGUUUGCCUGUCCAUGAUUGUGCACACUGGCUUCAAGAACUUCUCGUUCGCUUCUUCCAUCAAGCAUGAUAUGCCUUUCUACAAUGCGUGUUUGCCGGUCAAUUUUUCCAAAUUCACCAAACACUUGCCCAUCUUUGUGAUGGGCUGUCGCACCCGACUGAAGGUCAAUGAUCGCCAAAAGAGACGUUCCUUCAAAAAGUCAGAUCAACUAAAUUAUAUCAACGAAUUAUUUUCAUGUAAUUCUCUAUUCCAAAGUUCUAGCUCUGACACAACCGUCAAGUCGCAGAACGUCUCCGGUCGCGUAUCUGUAAAAGAAUUUCCUGGUGACGAGAUCGGAGAGAAUGUCAUGGCUCUAUGGAUGGUUAGCGUGGAACUUCCAAAGCCCAUUUACGUUCACAUGACCGUCUUUAAUCAACGUCUGGAUGUCUGUCGCACUUGCGUCAUGCAGGUUCGGAAUCUCAGCUCCAGCCACAAUGUCGAGAAGUUCUUGCCGAAGAGUAAGAACUAUAUGAGACUCACCGGGCAGGAUUUGCGAGUGUUAACAAAUAACUAUCAAGAGCCCAUUUAUCUGGAGAUCUCCGUUCGUCAAUUUAAACUGCCAAAAUCUAAGGCUCAAGAAAGUAUAUGACACCAUAGGUUUUUUAUUAUUUAGCGAUUAGCUGUAUUUGGCAUACGAUUUUAUUGGAAUUUUGGUUAUUAUCUCGCAUCACGUUUUUACAAAAUGUUCAAAAACAAAAUUCGUUUUAAAACUUUUCCAACUUUCCUCUCUCCCCUCUCUUUGUGACAUAGGAGGAAAUUUAAGAAAGAAGAAAUUGCUUAUUAAAAAUUGUACAUAGAAAGUAUA
Drosophila innubila is the source of this 3006-nucleotide messenger RNA. RefSeq lists its product as uncharacterized. NCBI's taxonomy places the organism in Eukaryota, Metazoa, Arthropoda, Insecta, Diptera, Drosophilidae. Gene Ontology annotation, molecular function: microtubule binding; actin binding. Gene Ontology annotation, cellular component: actin filament; cytoplasm. Bases 76 to 2790 code for a protein of 904 amino acids. Gene Ontology annotation, biological process: actin filament polymerization. The record is from RefSeq and is a predicted model, not a curated record. The transcript has 2 exons.